Messenger RNA from Lolium rigidum, 662 nucleotides. RefSeq names its product probable non-specific lipid-transfer protein 3. The transcript has 2 exons. NCBI's taxonomy places the organism in Eukaryota, Viridiplantae, Streptophyta, Magnoliopsida, Poales, Poaceae. The record is from RefSeq and is a predicted model, not a curated record. Gene Ontology annotation, cellular component: membrane. The coding region runs from base 39 to 404 and encodes 121 amino acids. Gene Ontology annotation, biological process: lipid transport. Gene Ontology annotation, molecular function: lipid binding.
CUUAGCAACGCAGAGAGAUCGAUCUCGUCAGAUCAUCGAUGGCGGCUAGCAGCAAGGCCACCGCCUUCCUGGCCCUGGCGGCGUUUGUGGUGGUGCUGAUGGCGGCGGGGGAAGCGUCGGCGGCGGUGACGUGCGGCCAGGUGGGAUCGUCGCUCGCGCCGUGCAUCCCGUACGCGACGGGGAAGUCGGCCACGCUCUCGCAGGGGUGCUGCAGCGGCAUGAAGAGCCUCAACGCGAUGGCGCGCACGAGCGCCGAUCGCCAGGCGGUGUGCCGCUGCCUCAAGAGCCUCGCCGGCAGCGUCAAGUCCGUCGACCUCGGCGUCGUCGCCGGCGCGCCCGCCAAGUGCGGCGUCAGCGUGCCCUUCCCCAUCAGCAUGUCCACCGACUGCAACAAGGUUAACUAAAUGGAUCGAUCGAUCUAUCAAGGGUUUCCUACGUGUGCAAGAUUCUGAAUCACUAAGAUGAAAUAAAACUUGCGUGUGUUCAUGUGUUGCACGUACGCAGUAUGUACGUCUGAUGUGGGUGUCGUCGUGUGUCUACGCCAGUGUGAACCGCUACUCCUAUUGAUGUGUAGUCCUAUACUCGUACUUCAGUGUUCUAUCCGACCUACUCCUACUUGAUGGGUCAAUUAAUAUAUAUACUACAAGGCAGUAAUUUGCUUA